GUAUCCUUCUCUCUCUCUUCCGUCACUCUCACUCUUCCUCCUCUGCUUGCUUGCUUAUUAUUACAUCGAUCCUCGUUUGUCUCUCCUCUGUUUUUUUUCCUUUCUUCUUCUCCAUCGAUCUCACAAAAAUCGUGGAAACAAGAAAGACUCUUACUUGACAAACCAAUGGACUCUUCAUUGUCACCAAACCCAUUCGACCACCAAAAAACCUCAAACGCAGAGCCAAAGAAAAGCUUCAUAACCUCUCUCAUGACCCUCCGUUCCAAUCACGUCAAAGAAGACACCUACUUCGUCUCGGAGCUCAAACCCUCCGAGCAGAAAUCGCUUCAGGAGCUCAAAGACAAACUCUCGUCUUCCUCCUCCGGCGCCUCCUCCAUGUGGGGGGUCCCACUCCUCGGCGGAGACGACAGAGCUGACGUCAUCCUCCUCAAAUUCCUCAGAGCAAGGGACUUCAAAGUUGGAGACUCGCUGAGGAUGCUGGAGAAGUGUCUGGAGUGGAGAGAAGAGUUCAACGCGGAGAAACUGACGGAAGAGGAUCUUGGUUUCAAGGAUUUGGAAGGUACAGUCGCUUACAUGCGUGGAUACGACAAAGAAGGACAUCCUGUGUGUUACAACGCGUACGGUGUGUUUAAAGAGAGAGAGAUGUACGAGAGAGUGUUUGGUGACGAAGAGAAACUCAACAAGUUCUUGAGAUGGAGAGUUCAGGUUUUGGAGAGAGGUGUUAAGAUGCUUCAUUUUAAACCUGGUGGUGUUAAUUCCAUUAUCCAAGUUACUGAUCUUAAAGAUAUGCCUAAGAGAGAGCUUAGAGUUGCUUCGAACCAGAUUCUCUCUCUCUUUCAGGAUAAUUACCCUGAGAUGGUUGCUACCAAGAUAUUCAUCAAUGUGCCUUGGUACUUCAGUGUCAUCUACUCAAUGUUCAGCCCUUUCUUAACUCAUAGAACAAAGAGCAAGUUUGUUAUGUCCAAAGAAGGAAAUGCAGCCGAAACACUUUAUAAGUUCAUAAGGCCUGAAGAUAUUCCGGUGCAAUACGGUGGCCUUAGUCGUCCUACUGAUUCACAAAACGGACCGCCAAAACCCGCGUCUGAGUUCUCCAUCAAGGGCGGUGAGAAAGUUAACAUUCAGAUCGAAGGCAUCGAGGGUGGAGCAACCAUAACAUGGGAUAUAGUAGUUGGAGGAUGGGACUUAGAGUACACUGCAGAGUUUGUUCCAAACGCUGAAGAGAGUUAUGCGAUUGUGGUCGAGAAACCAAAGAAAAUGAAAUCUUCAGAUGAAGCUGUUUGCAACUCUUUCACGACACGAGAAGCUGGAAAACUCAUUCUCUCUGUUGAUAACACUUUGUCUCGCAAGAAGAAAGUCGCUGCUUAUCGUUACACUGUCCGAAAAUCUACUACUACAGUCGUCUAAUUAAGUCCUCUUUUUUUUUUUUUUUUCAAGAGAUGGGUUUCUUGUUGCUACUUUUUUUUUUGGUUGUGUUGAGGACUUUCUUUCUUGGAUCUGAGUACUAGGUUUGUUUGCUCAACGGUCGUGUUGAAUUUCGCAAAAUGCAAGUGAGAUAUGUAUAAAAACAAUGAAUGUAUGACAUUAUUAAUGUUUGGCUUAA
Molecule: messenger RNA, 1600 nt
Organism: Eutrema salsugineum
Lineage: Eukaryota; Viridiplantae; Streptophyta; Magnoliopsida; Brassicales; Brassicaceae
Product: patellin-6
Exons: 4
Coding region: 166-1404 (412 amino acids)
Molecular function (GO): lipid binding
Source: RefSeq, a predicted model, not a curated record